CCCCGAGAAAGAGCAGAGAGAGGAGAAAGAAACGAUGGCGGGGAGGAAGCGAGUGCUGGUGGUCGGUGGCACCGGCUACUUGGGCCAGCACCUCCUCCAAGGUCUCGCCGGAGCCCUUCUCUACGACUUAGCCUUCACCCAUAAUCGCCCCAUCCCUCCCCCCGAUCUCGUGGCUGCCGUCUCCCCGGUGAUCCCCUUCCGCGUCGACCUGCGAACCGGAGACGGAUUCGACGCUAUUUCUUCCUCAUUUGGACAGCCAGAUGUGGUUGUUAACUGUGCUGCGCUCUCUGUUCCUCGUGCUUGUGAAAUGGAUCCUGCAGCUGCUGUGUCCAUAAACGUGCCAUCUUCUCUUGUAAAUUGGCUAUCAAGCUUCAACAAUAGCAAUUCUCUUCUAGUUCAUCUGUCAACUGAUCAAGUAUAUGAAGGGGUAAAAUCAUUUUACAAAGAAGAGGAUGAAGCUGUACCUGUAAAUAUGUAUGGAAAAACAAAACUAGCUGCAGAGCAGCAUAUCAUUGCUCACUGCUCAAAUUAUGCCAUCUUGAGAAGCAGCAUAAUAUAUGGGCCACAGACAAUUUCACCGGUUGAAAAGUCACUUCCAAUCCAGUGGAUUGACAGUGUUCUUAAUAAACAAGGUCAUGAGGUUGAAUUUUUUCAUGACGAGUUCCGUUGCCCUGUGUAUGUAAAGGAUAUGGUGGAUGUCAUAAUGGCUGCAACUAAAAAGUGGAUAUCAGACGGCAAACAAAUGCAAUUGCUGCUGAACGUGGGUGGAGCAAAUAGGGUGUCAAGGUUGCAAAUGGCCGAGUCAGUUGCACGAAUCAAAGGAUACAACCCCUCUUUGAUCAAGCCAGUAUCUGCAUCAUCUGUUGACCGCGGCGUUAGAUCCCCUUCAGACAUUUCCAUGGACAUCAGCAGGUUGAUUCAAGUGCUUGGUGUUAGUCCAUGCCUCUUCGAAGAUGGAGUCAGAUCUACACUUGAAGCCGAUAAUGCAUAGUUGUCGAUACUCAAAAGGAGAUAGGAUGACUGGCAAUUGGACCAACUGCAUUGAGAUGCUUUUGCACCGGCUCACCUUGCCUCACUUGGCACCCCUACCGAAUGGGUAUAAAAUAUUUUACCUCAUUUUCUCCAGGAUCCAUGUUUAGUUUCGAUACAGUUCUAUUGAAUUUGUUUGAGGUGAAGUUGUAAUGAUAAUUCUUAUCAUUGUUCAUCAUGGGGGCUCACCUUGCCUCACUUGGCACCCCUACCGAAUGGGUAUAAAAUAUUUUACCUCAUUUUCUCGAGGAUCCAUGUUCAGUUUCGAUACAGUUCUAUUGAAUUUGUUUGAGGUGAAGUUGUAAUGAUAAUUCUUAUCAUUGUUCAUCAUGGGGGAAGUGUUGAAAAAUAUAUGCGAUCCAUGAACUAAAA
Zingiber officinale is the source of this 1401-nucleotide messenger RNA. Its product is annotated as methionine adenosyltransferase 2 subunit beta-like. The transcript is spliced from 6 exons. NCBI's taxonomy places the organism in Eukaryota, Viridiplantae, Streptophyta, Magnoliopsida, Zingiberales, Zingiberaceae. The record is from RefSeq and is a predicted model, not a curated record. Bases 35 to 991 code for a protein of 318 amino acids.